GUCACUCAGAGCACUAGCACUCAUACUCUCCACCACACUCAACAGUUACACGGAACAAAAAGCAGACGAAAAUUAUAAGCUGAAAGGGAUUCUUGGUUGUCGUCUACGACACGAGCAAUAAUCCAGGACGAUAAUAAUUUGCAGAAGUUAAGAGAACGGAAAUAUCAAGAUAAUAAUCAUUGAUAUUAGUGAGAAGUUCAAAAAAUUUAAAUGUGUAUUUUCAGAGAGUUGGUCAGCAUAGGCUGAGAUUUUUUUGCCACUGAAGUGGAUAGUUUACUGUCCUGUGGACGGUGGCGCAAGAGCAUACUGAUACAGAAGGCCUAGAAACUAGGCCUCUAGAAAGGGUUGCUAGGCGUAGUAUAUCUGAGUAUACUCACAAAUUAAUGUUGUAUCAGUGUCAGGCAGGUUUAGGAGAGAACAAAGUUAUGAAGGUAAUACUGUAAGAGAAGACAGGUGACGCCCGGCAUAGAACAGGCUGAGGACGUGACAGGUGACACCUGCACUACAGCACGCUGAGGACGUGACAAGUGACACCCGCACUACAGCACGCUGAGGACGUGACAAGUGACACCCGCACUACAGCACGCUGAGGACGUGACAAGUGACACCCGCACUACAGUACGCUGAGGACGUGACAAGUAACACACUCACUACAGUACGCUGAGGACGUGACAAGUAACACACUCACUACAGUACGCUGAGGACGUGACAAGUGACACCCGCACUACAGCACACUGAGGACGUGACAAGUGACACCCGCACUACAGCACGCUGAGGACGUGACAAGUGACACCCGCACUACAGCACGCUGAGGACGUGACAAGUGACACCCGCACUACAGUACGCUGAGGAAAGAUGGAGAAUAAACAUUUACUAUUCACUGUCCUCUCCUUUGUGGCUGUGAACACACUAAAAUCCGCACAAGGUGUAGUGAGGAAUACAACUUCAGGCUGUGAGGUGACUGUGGAUCUCACCGACGGUCAAACACCCGCCGUGAAACACACGACCCUGGGAGGCUCUCCACAGAUAGCAUUAGUCUUGAAUGUGGAUGGCGUCAAUAAUACGGAAGAAAUCAUAUUAACGAGUGAGGAAAUUCCUUGGAUUAACAAAGAUUGCAACGGGUGUACUAAGUACGUACGAUUUAGGUCUGUCAUUCUGUACAGUCAGGAGGACGUCAGCUGGAGUAUUAACACUACCGACAGAGUGUCAGAGUGUAAGAGGGACGAGGUGAAUAUCAAGACGUGCACAGUUCCCCUGGUGACCACACUGGGAAAUUCUCGGCUCUAUUUCUACGUUUGCUUGGGGUUGCUGACGGUGUCCAUUAUCAUCAACAUUGUUCUGGUGUUUGUGUUCUCCCUACGGCGUCAGACAGCCCAACUCGCACUGAACAAAGGGGCCUUGGCAGCCACCCGGGACAGAGCCGCUGUUAACAACAAUGUUGUGCUUCGCACCGUACCCCACCAACCUUCCGUCCCCGGCGUACCGGCGACCUACAGCGGCAACGAAUUCUAUUCCGAAACUGAGACGGAGAAUUACUACGAAAGUAUCUUAGAUAUAAGAUACUGAGAACAGUGAAGGGAUUACCGUACACAGUACCAUGGCCGGAAGAGGCUGUGAAUGUCACGGAUAAUGACAGCAAACCGCUUGGGAAUAGGGCACUUGUUUACGGUUCUUCAUGUGUAUGAAAGGGAACGUUUGGCCACGAGUGACUGACGAAGCCAAUUCGUGGCGAAACGUUUUCUUUGAUAAACGUUCUCCGCCAUACUCAAGUGUGCUUGCUUUCCCACACGUAGGUGGAACAAGUCAGAGCACCGUAGCAAGAACAACUUAAAAUACAGAUGAUGGAACAAGUAGUAGUACCAUUAAUGGACCAAGUCACAGUACCAUUAAUGGACUAAGUCACAGUACCAUUAAUGGACUAAGUCACAGUACCAUUAAUGGACCAAGUCACAGUACCAUUAAUGGACUAAGUCACAGUACCAUUAAUGGACUAAGUCACAGUACCAUUAAUGGACCAAGUCACAGUACCAUUAAUGGACUAAGUCACAGUACCAUUAAUGGAUCAAGUCACAGUACCAUUAAUGGACCAAGUCACAGUACCAUUAAUGGACCAAGUCACAGUACCAUUAAUGGGCCAAGUCACAGUACCAUUAAUGGACUAAGUCACAGUACCAUUAAUGGAUCAAGUCACAGUACCAUUAAUGGACCAAGUCACAGUACCAUUAAUGGACCAAGUCACAGUACCAUUAAUGGGCCAAGUCACAGUACCAUUAAUGGGCCAAGUCACAGUACCAUUAAUGGGUCAAGUCACAGUACCAUUAAUGGGCUAAGUCACAGUACCAUAAUGGGCCAAGUCACAGUACCAUAAUGAGCCAAGUCACAGCACCAUUAAUGGACCAAGUCACAGUACCAUUAAUGGGCUAAGUCACAGUACCAUUAAUGGGCCAAGUCACAGUACGAUUAAUGGACAAAGUCACAGUACCAUUAAUGGACAAAGUCACAGUACCAUUAAUGGAUCAAGUCACAGUGCCAUUAAUGGACCAAGUCACAGUACCAUUAAUGGGUCAAGUCACAGUACCAUUAAUGAACCAAGUCACAGUACCAUUAAUGGGCCAAGUCAGAGUACCAUUAAUGGGCCAAGUCACAGUAUCAUUAAUGGAUCAAGUCACAGUACCAUUAAUGGACCAAGUCACAGUACCAUUAAUGGGCCAAGUCACAGUACCAUUAAUGGAGUAAGUCAAAGUACCAUUAAUGGAUCAAGUCACAGUACCAUUAAUGGACCAAGUCACAGUUCCAUUAAUGGGCAAAGUCAAAGUACCAUUAAUGGGCCAAGUCACAGUACCAUUAAUGGACCAAGUCACAGUACCAUUAAUGGACCAAGUCACAGUACCAUUAAUGGAUCAAGUCACAGUACCAUUAAUGGGCAAAGUCACAGUACCAUUAAUGGGCCAAGUCAGUGCCAUUAAUGGGCCAAGUCAGUCCCAUUAAUGGACCAAGUCACAGUACCAUUAAUGGACCAAGUCACAGUACCAUUAAUGGACCAAGUCACAGUACCAUUAAUGGACCAAGUCACAGUAACAUUAAUGGACCAAGUCACAGUACCAUUAAUGGGACAAGUCACAGUACCAUUAAUGGACCAAGUCACAGUACCAUUAAUGGACCAAGUCACAGUACCAUUAAUGGAUCAAGUCACAGUACCAUUAAUGGGCAAAGUCACAGUACCAUUAAUGGGCCAAGUCAGUGCCAUUAAUGGGCCAAGUCAGUCCCAUUAAUGGACCAAGUCACAGUACCAUUAAUGGACCAAGUCACAGUACCAUUAAUGGACCAAGUCACAGUACCAUUAAUGGACCAAGUCACAGUAACAUUAAUGGACCAAGUCACAGUACCAUUAAUGGGACAAGUCACAGUACCAUUAAUGGACCAAGUCACAGUAACAUUAAUGGACCAAGUCACAGUACCAUUAAUGGACCAAGUCACAGUACCAUUAAUGGGCCAAGUCACAGUACCAUUAAUGGGCCAAGUCACAGUACCAUUAAUAGGCCAAGUCACAGUACCAUUAAUUGGUCAAGUCACAGCACCAUUAAUGGACCAAGUCAAAGUACCAUUAAUGGGCGAAAUCACAGUACCAUUAAUGGGCGAAAUCACAGUACCAUUAAUGGGCUAAGUCACAGUAACAUUAAUGGACCAAGUCACAGUACCAUUAAUGGACCAAGUCACAGUAACAUUAAUGGACCAAGUCACAGUACCAUUAAUGGGACAAGUCACAGUACCAUUAAUGGACCAAGUCACAGUACCAUUAAUGGACCAAGUCUCAGUACCAUUAAUGGACCAAGUCACAGUACCAUUAAUGGACCAAGUCACAGUACCAUUAAUGGGCCAAGUCACAGUACCAAUAAUGGACCAAGUCACAGUACCAUUAAUGGACCAAGUCACAGUACCAUUAAUGGACCAAGUCACAGUACCAAUAAUGGACCAAGUCACAGUACCAUUAAUGGACCAAGUCACAGUAACAUUAAUGGACCAAGUCACAGUACCAUUAAUGGGACAAGUCACAGUACCAUUAAUGGACCAAGUCACAGUACCAUUAAUGGACCAAGUCUCAGUACCAUUAAUGGACCAAGUCACAGUACCAUUAAUGGACCAAGUCACAGUACCAUUAAUGGGCCAAGUCACAGAAACCAAUAA
Molecule: messenger RNA, 4185 nt
Organism: Cherax quadricarinatus
Lineage: Eukaryota; Metazoa; Arthropoda; Malacostraca; Decapoda; Parastacidae
Source: RefSeq, a predicted model, not a curated record